AUGGCUCCCGCAAAGAAGGGUGGUGAGAAGAAGGGCCAUUCUGCCAUCAGUGAGACAAUAGCCAGGGAAUACACUAUCAACAUUCACAAGCACAUCCAUGGAGUGGGUUUCAAGAACCAUGCCCCUCAGGCACUCAAAGAGAUCCAGAAAUUCGCCAUGACGGAGAUGGAAACUCCAGAUGUACACAUUCAUACCAGACUCAACAAAGCUGUUUGGGGCAAAGGAAUAAAGAAUGUCCCACACCGUUACCAGGUGCAGUUGUCCAGAAAACAUAAUGGGGAUGAAGACUCACCAAACAAGCUCUAUACAUGA
Molecule: messenger RNA, 312 nt
Organism: Pteronotus mesoamericanus
Lineage: Eukaryota; Metazoa; Chordata; Mammalia; Chiroptera; Mormoopidae
Product: 60S ribosomal protein L31-like
Exons: 1
Coding region: 1-312 (103 amino acids)
Biological process (GO): cytoplasmic translation
Cellular component (GO): cytosolic large ribosomal subunit; ribosome
Molecular function (GO): structural constituent of ribosome
Source: RefSeq, a predicted model, not a curated record